AUGUCCAAAGCCCUUCUCAUCACCGGUGCAACUGGCAAGCAAGGCGGAGCCACCAUCGACGCCCUCAUCAGCUCUCCCUCACACAGCUCAGACUUCACAAUCCUAGCCGUAACCCGCAACCCCUCGUCCGCCUCAGCACAAGCACUGCAAAAGAAGUCCCCCAGCAUCAAACUCGUAACCGGCGACCUCAAAGACGUACCCGGAGUCUUUGACGCCGCCGAAGCAAUCCACAAACCCAUCCAUGGAGUCUUUAGCGUACAAGCCUUNUUGGGUCAGGGUCAAACCGUCGAGACCGAGGAGCAGCAAGGCAAAGCACUGGUAGACGAAGCUCUCAAGCGCGGUAUCAAUCAUUUCGUGUACACUUCUGUGGACCGCGGCGGCGACAAGUCCCUCGACAACCCCACCACGAUCCCGCAUUUUGUAAGCAAGCACAAUAUUGAACGCCACUUGGUCGACAGCACAAAGGACUCGAAAAUGUCUUAUACCAUACUCCGCCCUGUUGCCUUCAUGGACAACUGGGUCUCCGGCAUGAUGGGCAGAAUGUUUGGUGCAAUGUGGAGCUCCGCACUCAAACCAGACCGCAAGCUUCAACUCAUCAGUUGCCGAGACAUUGGUUACUUCGCCGCCGAAGCCUUCCGCAACCCUACCAAAUACAACAACCGCGGCAUCAGUCUUGCAGGCGACGAGCUCACCCUAAACGAAGCGGAUAAAGUGUGGAAGCAAGCGGCUGGCCAGGGAGCCCCAAACACUUUCAGCUUCAUGGGCACUGGCUUGUUGUGGGCGAGCAAGGAGUUGGGUUCCAUGUUCAGAUGGUUCCAGACUGAUGGCUACGAAGUCGAUAUUGCUGCUCUUAGGAAGGAACAUCCUGGUCUGCAGACCCUGGGUGAUUGGAUUGUCAAAGAGAGUGCUUUCAAGAAGGAGUAA
Molecule: messenger RNA, 924 nt
Organism: Aureobasidium vineae
Lineage: Eukaryota; Fungi; Ascomycota; Dothideomycetes; Dothideales; Saccotheciaceae
Source: the annotation of a GenBank genome assembly